AUGCCCACCAAAUCUGAAAUCUCACUGUCUCCGCCCCCUCCCCAUCCCCUCCACCAAGAUCGCACCAACCACCCCGAUGGCCGCCGCCGCGCCGCCGCACGCCACGGCGCUCCUGUCGCCCUCGCCCUCGCCCUGCUCGCGCUCGCGCUCACGCCCCUGACGGCGGCCGAGAUUUGGUGGAUGGCGAUCCGGACUGACCCGCGCACUAUCAUCCCGCUCGACGAGUUCGGCUUCUCCAACCAGAGCGUGUUGGAGCUCAACGACAUGUGCGACCCCACCCCCGAGCCCGACAAGCUCGACGAGGACGUCGUCGAGUCCGACCUCGACCUGGACGAGGACGGCAUCGUCCACCCCGACCACGACGACGCGCCUCAGAAGGUCGGGUUACCCAAUGUUGGCAAAUCAACUUUCUUUAACAUAGUAACAAAGGUGGGCUCCCGUGCCGGCGACUCCAGGCUCGUGGUGAAGAAGAGAAAGGCCGAGAAGGACCCCAACAAGCCCAAGCGCCCCCGAGUGCCUUCUUCAUCUUCAUGUGAGUCCAAGUCUUGGUUCCUGGUUCUAUUCAUGUUGCUUCUGUGGAACAACUUCAGGAAGGAGUACAAGGAGAAGCACCCUGACGUAAAGCAGGUCUCCAUGAUUGCCAAGGCCGGUGGUGAGGAGUGGAAGUCCAUGAGUGAUGCUCUAGAGAACGAAAAGCAUGGUGCUCUACUCUUGCUCACAUCUAGCACCGUCUCAGGCGCGGUGGUGCUUCUUGAGGCGACCGGCGUGACGCCGGCUGUGUACAGCGGCGACCACAAGCUCUUCGUUAAUAGUAUUUGGCUUCUUUGUGAUGGUCUGGGACUAUUUUACGGUCAUGUGGAUAUACUUUCUGAUUUAAAGUUACUAAUCUGUGGUCUGGUGUCAUAUUAUGGUCUAAUAUUUUUUGUUUUGACUCUUUCUCUCGUGCGAGGAAAGUUGUGA
Molecule: messenger RNA, 960 nt
Organism: Triticum dicoccoides
Lineage: Eukaryota; Viridiplantae; Streptophyta; Magnoliopsida; Poales; Poaceae
Exons: 9
Coding region: 1-960 (319 amino acids)
Source: RefSeq, a predicted model, not a curated record